This is a messenger RNA of Strongylocentrotus purpuratus (purple sea urchin), 8669 nucleotides long. RefSeq lists its product as uncharacterized. NCBI's taxonomy places the organism in Eukaryota, Metazoa, Echinodermata, Echinoidea, Camarodonta, Strongylocentrotidae. The coding region runs from base 182 to 7849 and encodes 2555 amino acids. The transcript is spliced from 14 exons. The record is from RefSeq and is a predicted model, not a curated record.
UUACGCAAGACAUACAUACGGCUCGCGCUCCGGAAUUAGAACCAUCAUAAUAUGAGCAGAUCAUGAGAUAAGACCCCGUUAUAUAUCACGUAGACCUAACUGUAAUGGCUGUCUGUUAGAAAACAUGAUACGGCAUUGAUGUCUGGAACUUAAAUUGAUAGGCACUCUGAGGAACAAUAACAUGCCACGAAAGAAGAAACCCGGGAAACAAGGCGGUGGUAGUGAGGCCUCCAGCAAGCAUGCGAAGCAUGCGAAGAACGCUGGGGCUGGGCCCGCAGGAGGGAAAGGCAGAAAAAAGGUCGACAAGGAGGAAACCCGCGCACAGAGUCUUCAGCAGUUGCAAGAUAUGUUUGAAGGCAAACUAGAUGCUGUCUUGGUUCACAUGAUUAUGGAGGACUGCAACUAUAAUGUUGACAAUGCUUUAGAGACUCUUUUCAAGCUGGCUGGUGAUGCAUCCAAUCCUGCUGCAUCUGAUAUGAGCCAUUUGCCAGAGAAACCUAGAGACCUUGUCAGCUACAGUAGAAGCGAAGAUAGUGACGAGUCUGAGGACGUGGAUGGCUUUCCGAAUGGCUUGUACCUGCCACACCAUGUCACUCCAGGUGAAACUGUUGCAGGGUCUGGCACUGAUGCGAAACGUCCCUUGUCCUCCGCAAAUGGUGUCGGUCUUGAUGACAUAAGCUUGCCACAUAGAAUCAACGGUCUGGACUUUGCCAUAUCCAUGGCCAAGGAUCUAGACCGGAAUACAUUCUCGGAAGAGUCCGUUGAGAAGGUUACAGCAGGUCUGUUGGCCUACCGAGACACUGGGGACAGGAACAAACUGAAGGAGCUUGGAAAUCUCCGUGCAAUUGCAGAGAUGGUGUUGGAGGUGGGUGUCAAGGAAGAGGAAAAAGAGAGGGCGGAAUCAUCCAAAGUUCAAUUUAAAUCACUACACUCACGCCUUCCUGUAUACAGUGCCACAGAUGAUCGACUUGUUGGAGGAUUGUCUAGUAGCAGUGGAAGCUCUGGGAGUAGUUCUCCAAGCCAGUCUGAUGAUGAAAGAGACAAACCUGAUGGACCCUAUCCUGCAGAGGAUGCCAAGAACGAGUCAGAGAGUAAAGAGGCAGGAUAUGAAGCAGCAGAAUCAAAAGAGGCUGGAGCCAGAGCAUUAUCACAUGGGACACCUCGAACAGCUCCAACCGAAUCAAGUGAGAAGCCACAAGAAAACCCAAGUCUCAACAAUGGUGAUCCUGAGAGACGGCUCCCAAGCACUAAUCCUAACUUGAGCAACAUUUCCAAAAACUACACAACUUUAAGUGCCACAGAGAAUAGAAAUGAUGAAGUGGCAAGUGCUAGACCCAAGGCAACGGUCAGCUUUUGGAAUAAUUUGACCCCUGAGCAAGGCGAAACAGAUGAUGCAUCUGAUGAAGACUCUGAGAAAGACAUUGAUAAGCAUAUCAGCUUCCAGGAAGAUUCAGAAAGUUACAGAGGAGAUAGGCCAGAAAGAGACAGCUGUCAUGACAUAGCAAGUAGUGAAAGGAGUAACUUGUUAAAGAGUCAGCAGCUAGCCAAACCGAACAACUCUACAGAAAGGUCUCAUGAUGUGUACCCACCAGGGGGAGAAAAUUUAAAUGCUCCUUUCUCUGUGGAAAGACCUUUAAAGCAGCCAGAUGAAAGAUUCUUUGGGAAUGAAAUAGGACAAGGUCCUGUGGAUAUGUCCUUGACCAGACCCCAGCAAAGAUUAAGUGACAUACCACAAGGUCCUGUGCAGGUAGAGAAUAACCAGUUCUCUUCACAGUACAGUCCAUUAAAUGCUUCUCCUGCUGCAACAAACUUACAUGGAAAACAUGCACACAAGCCCUUUGUGUAUGAUGCAAAUUUUGCACCCGGUUUUGGUAUGGGUACAACGCACUUCUUUGUGAGGAAUAUGUCGCCAGGUUUAUUGCCCAGGACAUAUCGCAAAGAUGGUCAACCUCCCCAAAAAUCAUCCCAACCCUGGCCAAAUCAGGGCUACUCCAGAGCUUUCUAUGCUCAAAUGCCUCCAGGAACUGCUACCAAAAACAGUGCAUAUCCUCCCCAUAACAUCUUUAGUUUCCAAGGACCACGCCUAAGAUCACCUACCAUUCCACGCUCCAACGUGACGAUAACCGAACUCCCAGAUUCGCCGGAGGAGCCUUUGACCUCAACAAAUGUGGAGGAAGUGUACCUAGGUCCACCAAGAUGGCCCGUGAUCCAACAGACCAACCUGAAACGUCAUGAGUAUCCUGCACAAAGUCCAAGGAAAAUCCCACCACUGCCACCAGGCAAGGUGCUCUGUCUCAUGAGGGGAUGUCCAGGAAGCGGCAAAAGCACUGUUGCAAAGAGUUUGAAGGGAAAUGGAGUAGUUCUGAGCACUGAUGACUUCUUCAUUGUCAGAGGAAAGUAUAUGUUUGACCGGAACCUAGUCGGAGAGGCACACGACUGGAAUCACGCCAGAGCUCAAGAAUAUUUGGCGAAAGGCACUACUCCCAUCAUCGUUGACAACACCAACAUCAUGACGUGGGAGAUGAAACCAUACGUUGCCAUGGCACUGAAACACAAAUACCAAGUAGUCAUCAGAGAACCAGAUACCCCUUGGAAGAACAAAGCUGGAGAAUUGGCCAAGCGGAACUCUCAUGGUGUCCCCAAAACAGCGAUUGAGAGGAUGCUUCAGAACUAUGAUCCAAAGGUGACUGUUGAAAGUAUCAUGAGUGGCCCUGACAAGAAGAAGACACCGGAAUACGUUGCUAAACUUAACCAAGAGGAUCCUGAUCUUCCGGGAGAGGAUGGAAAGCCUCCCAGGGUGUCCAGGGUGUCUGGACACCAGGGUGGACAACAGGGUGGACACCAGGGUGGCCAAACAAGAAGAGGAGAUGGAGGAAGGAGUCAUCACCAAGACAACGCCCCAGGAGAUGAGAAGGUCAUUGAUGAUGAAGGAUGGGAGAGGGUGGGUAGACAUAGCAAGGGGGACCAGUGGAAUCACCAGAGAGGAGGAAGAGACGGUAGGAAGGAUCUGAACCAGAGGAACAAUCUUAAAAGUGGCUCCCCCAGGAGAUACAACAAUGAACAUCCUGCAAACAGAUACCAAGAUGGGGGAGAAGACGCAAGGGCUUCAGGAAAAACAAAGAAUGGUCCUUACAAUGGUCCAUCUAAGGCACAGUCCCCUUCUCGUUCAGUAAGAACACCACCUAGAGAUAGAGGAGGAAUGAGAAGAGACGGACCCCAACAUGAUGAUGAGGGCUGGAUCUCAUCACCGAAGAGAGGAAAGAGAUCUGGAGGAUCCCCUUCCCCUUCACCGAAUCGUGCCUAUCAGAACAAGAGAAAUCCAAAGUCUCCUCAAAGAGGGCAGCAGAACCAGGGAAAACAUGCUGCUCCUAAAAGUCAACAUAACAAGCCAUCUGAUGCAGCAAUCAGAUUUCUGGAGAGUGAUGAAAGUCUGCCCCAAGAUCCAAUGAAAAGAUUAAUAAAUCAUAUUGGAACGGCGAGUCAAACACUAACAUCAAGUAUUGGGAAAAAGAGAUCAUUGGGCAAGACAGAUCAGAACGGUAAAGCGUUGGAGAAUGGUGAGCGACAGAAGCACGUAGCAUCACCUGUGAGCAGCAGACCAUCUCAGCCUCAGUCAGGGAUGCCAACGAGGCAAGAUCUUAUACAAGAAGUGACCAUUGGCAAGACAAUGGCAUCAGACACUGAAAGUCUAUUGCUAAACACACAGCUUUCAAGUAGUGAUGACCAGAAAGGAAGUUCCUCUGCUAGUGCCGCGUCUCUGCAGGAGGAUCCAGCGUUGGACGGUGAUGAGAAAACAUACGGGAUGUUACUUGCAGAGAAUCUGAAAGGGGAUAUUGAUAGGUCUUUGGACAUGCCAGGGAAAAUUGAUCUGAGUGUUGAUGUUACGACCAGGAGCGAAGAAGACAUAUCUCUGCACAGUCAUUCCGAUUAUGGCAGGAACAUCAACUUGACUGGAAGAGAUUCUCCGCAGUGUGAUGUUCGAAAGACUGCCUCUGACAAUCCCAUCAAAAAAAUGGAUGCAGAGCAGAGUCCACCACUAAAAGGACAUUUUAUGACAAACUGUACGGAAGUGCAGAAUUCUGAAGGCAUGUGGGAGAAGCCCAAGUCAGAGGGUGUUGGAAGAAUAGAGGCAGAGGUUCACGGUCACACAUCCUGUCAGGGUAAAGAAAGGGACUGUAGCACUGUUGAAGGUCCACCUCUGAUUUCUCCUGUAGAAAUUGAGGACCGAUUUGAGUAUGCACUGAAAACUAAACAUGAAGCAAUAUCUCCUCUGAAGAAUGAGGAAGAAACUAUAAGUCCUUCCCAGUGUCGAUCCAGAGAGUCUUCCCGUGCCUCAACACCAUCCCUCCGAAGAACGACGAGAAGGUUGAGCGGAGGUCAAUCAACGAGGCGCCUUGCAGCAGUCUUUACCUCACCAACAUCCCCUGACCCACCGGGUCCCGUAAACGCAGAUUGGUCAAAGUAUGAUCCAUCGAGAAGCAUUCCAAAGCCAAUGUCUCCUGACCCACCAGGUUCUGUAAAAACAGAUUGGUCAAAGUAUGAUCCAUCGAGAAGCAUGCCAAAGCCAACAUCCCCUGACCCACCGGGUUCUGUAAACACAGAUUGGGCAAAGUAUGAUCCAUCGAGAAGCAUUCCAAAGCCAACAUUCCCCAUUAUCAAACAAGAAACAGCAGCUGUGAGAGUCAAUCUAUGUGACAAAAGUACUGAAAUCAAUGGCCAGGACUUUGCAUUCCUCCAGAGAAUCAUCAGUGGAACCAUGGAGCCCGAGGAUCUUCCUACAGGAUAUGUCUGCAGAUCUGCAGUAGCGCGAUUACUGAGCAGGGCAGACAAGAGUGGUGGUAAUGAGACGGGUGGGGAAGAGGAUCAAGAUAGAUCCUCGCCUAUUCCUUUGUCAGUGAAACUUCACAAAAGCUGCAUGACCGAAGAGAUCGUAGAGGAGACCAACCUCGAGGAUGAGAAAGUAUCAAGAAUGCAAGGUUGCUUUCCGGCCUCUUCUGCCAAAGAUUUGCAGAGUCUGUUAGAGACUUGUAAUGGAGAUGUUGAGAUGGCAACAAACUUAUUACUUGAUUCGUUAGCUCUAGGAGCAGCAAGUUCUCCUGAGGACAGGAGCACACCAAAAGAUGAAGUUCCAACAAAGGCAACAGAGACCUCACAUGGAGCAUCUGCCAAUCUUGUUUCUGGAAACAAGGUUGUAGUAGCCGAAGAACUUGCAGCUGGAAAUGAUCAUGGAAUCAGUUUUCCCAACGACCAAACUGGAAAAGAAGAAAUGCAGAGCAGGAAUGAUGCUCUUAGAGUUAACUCUCCUGACAAUCUGCCAACGUCUCAGGGAUUGGAUAAUGAUACUGUUCCAUCUGAUAUGUCAGCUUCCAGGCAUGAUGCUUUGAAACAAUUAGCUAGUGAUAGUCAGAGGUUUGCCAGUGAAUUAAAGCAAGCAAACCAGAUCUUCUUCAGCAAUGACCUCAAAACACAUACAGAACAAACACCAGAAAGGCCACAACCUCGACCAUGUGAUGCAAACUCAAAGACAAAUGACACUGACAAAAGAACAAUGACAGUUGAAAUGAAUGACACUGCAAAGUCAGAUGUACACAAUAGCAAGGACAGUGAAUUUCACAAACAGGAAGGUGAGAGUGAGCAACAGGAACAGGAACAGGACACUGACAGUGAAGACUUAGAGUUUUCAAACAAUUUUUAUUCCGGAGCGAGUAAAUUAUUAAAACCAAAGACUGCUGACACUAGUGAUGAUGAAUUACCACCACUGGAAUCAUUUAGGGAGGAUCGCCAAAUGCUACAGUUAGCUGCUGCUUGCCACAAUCGAGAUAAUGUGGUACAUGGUCAUUCCCCGAUCAAAGAAAAUCCGCUUGUUCCAUUGCAUGAACCAUCAGAAAUUCUGCCAGUGACCUUAGAUAAACCAGCACCAGAGCAAGUCAGAGAAGAAACUAUUAACCCUGCUCUGCAGACUGAAGAUUGUGUAACUCCACAAACAAAACCGGAUCUUCCUGCAACAUCAGGUGCAAAAGUAGAAGGGGUACAUGCAACUCUUUGCAGCGAUCAAUUGACACCUCAGCCUGAACCUGAGAGUCAAAGGGUGGACGAAGACGACUCCAAAGACUUGAAAGACCUUCUAGAAUUGGGGAAAGAGGAUAGCCAAACCGGAACUUUGUUGUCAACCUUGUUGUCUGGUCCCAACAGCACCAUGAGCGAUCCACGUGAUAAUGAAAGAAUGGCUGGUGGUGUGUCCUAUGGUCAAGAUCCUAAGACAAACGACCAGGAGAGCGGAAAAUCUAGUCCAAAGCUGCAGCGAGGGAUGGAACGACCCGAAGGUGACAUUGGGGACAACUCUGUGAGAUUUGGGGCAAGUUUAGAGGAACCGUCCAUGGAUGAGCUGAGUGACUCGGACAUACCCUGGAAAUCUGGGUUUGAUGUCAUCGAGCCUGGAGCGGAUAGGGAGGCUGCAGUAGGUGAUCCUUUGGACAAGUUCACAGACAGUGGUGAAGGAGUUUAUGACUACCUUGGAGGAAUGGAGCUUCAGAUGGAUGCUGCAUUCGCUCUCCAGCUACAGGAGCUCUUUGGCCAAGUAGGAUUCCAUCUUGAUCCUGAUAUGUUGUCUGCGGACGCCCUGAAGGUGAAGAUAGGUUACCAGGUAGCGAAGCAGCUGCAUUCGGCCUGGUCCACCGGUCUGGCAGAAAGGUUUCAGGACCAGGAGAGACAGGUCGAAGAAAUGCUUCAGAGAGACGAAGAGCUCGCCAGGAGACUCCAGCAGGAGGAGAACCUCAAGAAGCUGGCCAAGUCACACCGGGACAAGAAACCCACCACCAAGGGAAUCUCCUCACCGGGGGGAUCCCCCAAAUGGAACAAGAGGCGACAGAAGGAGCCGGAGGUGGCCAACGGGGGGCAGGAAGGGAUGAGAGGGGAGCAGCUCCUGGUAGGAGGGGGGCUGAGGAAUCUUGGAGGGCUGGGUGCGGUAGGAGGGGCGGGGUCGCCAGGGAAGUACCCACCUCCGGUACAGAGGGUGGAAGUUCCUGAGCUGGCGCAGAUCAUGGCUGAGGAGGAGCUGAGGCAAGAAAGGGAAAAGAAAGGGAUGUGGAGCAGUCCUAGUCCAGUGAGAGCCAAUACCAUAGCAACCAAACUAAAGCGUGAUCAGCUGUUUGAGGCUUUCCCUGAUGUAGAUAGGAAUGCACUGGACGAGAUCUUCAAAGCCAAUAACUAUGAGUUUCAGUCUACCGUGUGGGAGGUGAAUGCUGUAUUCCGAGAGCCCGCCGGUCCCGUCAAGGAGGUCUUCAGCCCAGAAGCACUGGUGGAGAUGGAGAAGAGAAGAGACAGCUCUCCUGCAAGGAGAAAGGCGAAGGGUCAGUCGGACAGUACGGACGGUCAGUUCCAGUCCACUGAGCAGCCUGAUUACGAAGACUACAGAGCAGAAGCAACGUUGCACUUCAAGCAGAGAGACGAAUGCUUCAAGAAAGCAGCCAAGGCGUAUCACGCUGGACAGAAAGAACUCGCUGUGCAUUACUCCAAUCAGGGACGUUUACAUUCCAUGAGACUGAAGGAAGCUAAUAGGAGAGCAGCUGAAUUGAUUCUGGUUCAAAGGAGACAUGUAACUGGUGAGAACAAGCUUGAUCUCCACAACCUUCACGUGGAGGAAGCCCUGCAGGCUCUACAGGAGGUCCUGAUUGAGAGGCAAAUGCACCCCUCACCCGGACAACACAGGUACCUGGAGGUGGUGACGGGGCGGGGCAAGCACAGCAAAAUGGGCGUGGCCAAGCUCAAACCAGCUGUGUGCAAGUUCUUGGAGCAGAAAGGUUACAGCUUCACCGCACCCAAUGCCGGCUGCCUCAAAGUGGAUGUCUAGCCGAGAGCAGUGCCAUGAUCCUUGGCUACCUGACCACUACACCAAACGUGUCAGGUUUAGGUCAAAGAAAUCAUAAGACUUGCUAGGAUACUACAACAGGGUUACAAUAUGACCCCCAUGUACACAAGGAGUAAGAGAUGUGUGAGAACUGGAUUAGAUGUCGUAAAGAAAUUACAAGAUCUUUAUCUUCGGGUUGCAAGCCAAAAGUUUCUUCACAACAAUAAGAUAAAGAAAAAAGAACAAUAACAAUUUCAAUAAGGAAAUUAACAAUCUUCCUGGGCAAUACCCAUUCCUAUUUGUUUACAUUUUAACAAUAUAGGAUUUUUAUUUACUUUAGACAUAUGUUUGUGAUGUGCAAUGUGUACAAAAUGAUAUAAACUUCUCAUCACUUUGUCAGAUGUAAGGUCAUCUUUUUUAUGCUGCAUACUUGGAAAUCUCAUUUCUACAUUGUAUAUAUUUGGAAGAAAAUGUGAGGUAUUUAGUGAUGUAUCUUGCUCCAUAAAAAAAGAGAAUGUUUAAACAUAAUGGAAGAACAAUAUUGUAAUCAUUGGAAAAGUGUUUGUUCCAUCAUAGAUUAUAUUUUUAUGAAAAAGUUCUUAUUUUAUAUCUUUCAUCCGAUAUUCCGGACUUGCAUGCAUUCUUCUUUAUUACUUUUCCUUGCUAUGGGGUGAUGUCCAAUCUCUGAAUUUUUGAUAUUUCAUAAUAAUCAUGUAUGCUUAUUUUGAUUAUAUAGUUCAUCAUUUCAUAUUGCGUAUAUAUAUUUUCAUUUUCAUACCUGUAAAGUUGGAGUGGAAAUAAAUUCUGAUUUCAACUUUGCCAA